AUGGCGAAUAAUUACGAGCAUUCGAAUAAACGUCAACGUACCGAUGACGGUAAAAGGGAUCCUGAGGAUCGUUUCAAACCACCACCAUCACCAUGUGUUCAUGUCAGAGGCUUGUCAGAGCUGGCAACAGAUGGGGAUCUUGCAGAAGCUGUCCAGCAUUUUGGGGCUGUCAGGGAUGUUAUGAUGAUGCCUCGAAAGCGCCAGGCUUUGAUUGAGUUUGAGGACAUAAAUGGGGCCAAGAACUGUGUUGAAUAUUGCCAGCAAGGAAACUCCAUUUAUUGUGCUGGACAGCCGGCGUUCUUCAACUAUUCCCUCAGCCAGAAGAUUCAGAGACCAGGUGAAGAAGAUACUAGAGCUCCCAACCACAUCUUGCUGUUCACAGUUGUCAACCCCCAGUAUCCCAUCACUGUGGAUGUGAUGCACACCAUAACCAGUCCGUAUGGCCAGGUACAGAGGAUCGUUAUCUUCAAGAAGAAUGGUAUUCAAGCAAUGGUGGAAUUUGACAAUGUGGAGUCAGCCAAGCGGGCAAAGCAGGCACUGAAUGGUGCCGACAUCUAUUCUGGGUGCUGUACUCUUAAAAUAGAGUAUGCAAAGCCAACACGUUUAAAUGUCAUUCGAAAUGAUGCUGAUAGCUGGGAUUACACAAACCCAGCGCUCGGAGGGAAAGAGCCACCAAGUGGACGCGGACAGCCUCUCUUGCAGGAGCCCAGAUUUGGUGCGCACCCAGUUCCCUACAAUGGACCCGCUGGCGGCAAUUUUGGGGCAGGUGGGCCACCACCUAAUGGGCCUCAGCAUUUUGGGGGCCCAGCUGGGGGAGGAGGGUAUUAUGAUGAAUAUGAGGGGUAUGGACGGCCUCGAUCGUAUGGGGGUCCAGGCGAAAGAUAUGGACCCAAAGGACCUGUUCAGGAGCACUUUGGUCGUGGUGGCUAUGAGGGAGGUCCUGGCUCAGGGGGAGCUGUCUGCAUGGCAUAUGGUCUCAACAUGGAUAAAAUAAACUGCGACAAGCUGUUCAACCUCUUUUGUCUGUAUGGGAACGUUGUUCGGAUCAAGUUCCUGAAGAGCAAAGAGGGGUCAGCCAUGAUUCAGCUUGGAGAUCCCAUUUCCGUUGAAAGAGCCAUAGCUAAUUUAAAUAAUGCAUUUUUCUUUGGCAACAAGCUUCAGUUGAGCGUCUCCAAGCAGGCAUUCCUGCAGGAAGUCCCAAAUCCUCAUGAACUCCCAGAUGGGACAUCUUCCUACAAGGAUUUUAUGAGCAACCGCAACAACCGCUUCACCAACCCUGAAUCAGCCCAGAAGAACCGUAUUCAGAGUCCCUCAAAGGUUCUGCACUUUUUCAAUGCCCCACCAGGCAUCACUGAAGAGGAAAUCAAUGAGCUGUUUGAGAAUGCUAUUGGAAAACAGCCACUCAAAAUCAAACAGUUUCCGUCAAAGACUGAACGUAGCAGUACUGGACUUGUGGAGUUUGAAAACAAAAGUGAUGCUAUUGAAGCUUUAAUCAUGGUGAACCACACACCUGUCAACACUGCAGGCGGUAAAACACCAUUCAUCUUCAAGUUGUGCUUCUCCGCCAUGCCUCUGACUGGCUGA
This is a messenger RNA of Candidula unifasciata, 1584 nucleotides long. The record is from the annotation of a GenBank genome assembly. Lineage: Eukaryota; Metazoa; Mollusca; Gastropoda; Stylommatophora; Geomitridae.